This is a messenger RNA of Polistes dominula (European paper wasp), 1107 nucleotides long. Its product is annotated as protein toll-like. NCBI's taxonomy places the organism in Eukaryota, Metazoa, Arthropoda, Insecta, Hymenoptera, Vespidae. The record is from RefSeq and is a predicted model, not a curated record. Gene Ontology annotation, molecular function: protein binding. Gene Ontology annotation, cellular component: plasma membrane.
AUGGAAGGAAAUCAUUUAAAAUAUAUCGAUAAAUCAGCAUUUUCAUCCAAUGAACAACUAUCCAUUGCUAAAUUCUCAAAUAAUAUGCUACAGUUUGAUUCUUCAAACGAAACGUUGUCACCUUUUUACAAUAAUCGUCUUCUUACGGAAUUGCAUUUAGCGAACAAUCGAAUAAAACAUUUUUUUCGCGAUUGGGCUGCAAAUAAAGUAGAAUUAGAAUUAUUAGAUCUGAGUUACAACAAUAUAAGUACAAUAACGACGGAUGACUUUGUUUUUUGGAAACAUAUAGUUAUAGUCAAUCUAAGAAACAACAACAUAAAGAAGAUUUUUCUAAAUAACAUCGAAUCAUCGGCUAAGCGAAAUUAUGGCAAUCGUCAUUUUGUUAUUGACGUUAAAAACAAUCCGUUAUCAUGCGAUUGCAGUUUAUAUGACAUUGUGCGUUAUUUUAACGGUGAUAUGCCUGUUACUGUUUAUAAUUUCAUUGAACUUAUAUUGGGAAAUUUAACGUGUGUACAACCUGAUGGAACACAAGGGCCACUAAUAAAUCAGCUGGAUUUUAAAACCUACAAGUGUCAAGAGGAUGCAUUUUUUGAACUUCACAAAAAUUGUCAAACUAGGUGUACUUGCUAUGUACGACCGUAUGACAAAGCUCGAAUUUUGGAUUGUUCAUACAAAAAUAUACCUAUAUUCAGAAUCGACAAGAGUAAAGUUCAUUUUGUGAGCAUGCAUGCAUUAGUAUUGAAUUUCACAGGAAAUCAUUUAAAGAAAAUACCAUCACUCGAUGAUUUACAAGAAUUUAACUUAAUAGAAUUAUUUUUGUCUAAUAACCAGAUUUCUAAAGUAUCAUUGGACAAUUUUCCAACAACUCUCAAAGUACCAAGAUUGGAUUACAACGUAAGUAACUUCUUGUAUCGUCAAGACUUUCAAGUAUUUACUUUAAGUGGCAAUCCAUUUAUAUGUGAUUGCGAUAAUAGAUUUUUAUAUAGAUUAGUAUUAGGAAAGCAACAUAUUCAUAAAGAUUUAAAAAAUGUUAAAUGUAAGGACAGGAAUAUUCCUUUACUUAAUAUGACCCAUGAACAAUUGUGUCCAUCCAUGUUUCGACAUUAA